AUGGAAGUAGAAAAGGGCGCUGGAAACGGCCGCCGGAGUAAGGGAUCCUGGAGCCCCGAGGAGGAUGCACGGCUCGUCGAGCUCGUCCACCGCCACGGUCCGCGUAACUGGAGCGGUAUAAGCUCCGCCAUCCCCGGCCGUUCCGGCAAGUCGUGCCGCCUUCGUUGGUUCAACCAGCUAAGCCCCACCGUGCAGCACCGACCUUUCACCGCCGCCGAGGACGCGACCAUCGUGGCGGCACACGCCAUGUACGGGAACAAGUGGGCUACCAUCGCGCGUCUGCUACCGGGCCGCACGGACAACUCUGUCAAGAAUCACUGGAACUCCACGCUGCGCCGCCGUAGGCCGUCCGAAUCGACCUCGCAGCCCUCCCUCUCUUUGUCCCAAAACUCCUCCGAGCAGGAAGUCUCCGAAUCAGACUCGGAAUCCGAGAGGAAACGACGUUGCCGGAGGGAACCGGCGAAGUCGGCGGGGCCAGCGCCGACGGAGCUACAACGGGAGCCCAUGACAUCCUUGUCCCUGAGUCCGCCGGGCAGGAACGAGUCCGUCGGUGGCUACGGCGGCGGCGGCGGCGGCGGUGUAAAGAAACAGGGGAGCGGGUGGGAGGUGGAGGAGAUGUCCCUGCUAUCAAUAGUGCGAGAGAUGAUCGCGGAGGAGGUGAGGAGCUACAUGAGCAGAGCUCGUGCGUAG
This is a messenger RNA of Spirodela intermedia, 690 nucleotides long. Lineage: Eukaryota; Viridiplantae; Streptophyta; Magnoliopsida; Alismatales; Araceae. The record is from the annotation of a GenBank genome assembly.